Messenger RNA from Aspergillus melleus, 693 nucleotides. RefSeq names its product fungal specific transcription factor domain-containing protein. The record is from RefSeq and is a predicted model, not a curated record. The transcript has a single exon. Bases 1 to 693 code for a protein of 230 amino acids. Lineage: Eukaryota; Fungi; Ascomycota; Eurotiomycetes; Eurotiales; Aspergillaceae.
AUGCAAGAGCAAAUUACAGCACUUUCAUCCGCUGUGCAUCUGCUCGCCGAGGGUCAUCCCGGCAUCACGCCUCCGCAGUCGACUGAGACGAACCAAUCGGUCGUGGCGUCACAGCGAUCUUUCCGUCGUUUGUCGACAGCAGGAAGGGACUGUUUCCAAGGUCCUACCACCUCGGCGUUUAGCUUCGACCUCGCGAAAUCAAGUCUCCAGAGUCGCGGGAUCGUGGAGCGGCAUGAAGCAGGCGAUGCAGACGGAGAGGCAGAUGCCGAUGGAUACGUGACUCAAGAACUAUCUCCGCUAUCAUCUCCCUUGCCGCCGGACAAGAGUCUAAACCUCCUAAGUGGUGAUGCGCUUUGGACGAUCGGGAGGACUGAAGCGUUGCGACUGUGUCGCGUGUACGAGGAGGAGAUGGGAAUCAUGUAUCCCGUUCUGGAUCUCUCGGAGCUUUUGCAUCAGGUUGAAGUGCUUUAUGGCUCGCGGUCUGGCGUGCAGAGUACCGGGGAGCUGGACAGUGAUGAUGUGCAUAUCCUGCGUCUGGUGUUUGCAUGCGCCUUGACGGCUGAGGCGAGCGGGAGUAGUGAGUUGGCUAUGCGUCUAUUCGACAGUGUCCGAGAAGUUGCGGAUAAUUGUGUCUGGGGGGCACCGGAGAUUAAAAGCAUUAUAUUUCUGACCUUAGUGGUGAGUUGCCACUGA